CUCUCCUACUCACCUGGCCAAGCCAGACCUCUGCAGGAACAGCAUGUCUUGCUCAUCCCGCGUGUCCUCCAGGACCCGAGGCAGCAGCUCGGUCAGGGUGUCCGUCGCCGGGGGCGGCAGCUUCAGCGGCGGAAGCAGUUGCAGGCUGCGGGGAGGCUCUGCCCGGGGCUUCCGAGGAGGGGCCGGCAGCUGUGGCCUGAGUGGGGGCACCAGCUGGGGCUAUGGAGGCAGCUUUGGGGGGGGGGGGGGGUGUGGUAGCUGCUCAGUAGGGGGUGGCUUUGGAGGAGCUUCAGGCUCUGGGGCUGGCUUCGGCGGGGGUUCUGGACUCGGCGGGGGUUCUGGACUCGGCGGCGGUGCUAGCGGAGGCUUCUACAGCUACGGCGGUGGUUUGGAUGGUGGCAUUGGCGAUGGCGGCCUCUUCUCCGGAGGUGAAAAGCAAACCAUGCAGAACCUCAAUGACCGCCUGGCCAAUUACCUAGACAAGGUCAGAGCCCUGGAGGAGGCCAAUGCUGAUCUGGAGAACAAAAUCAAGGAGUGGUAUGACAAAUUUGGGCCUGGGUCUAGAGAUGGUGGAUCCGGAAGGGAUUAUAGCAAAUACUAUCCAAUCAUCGAAGAUCUCAGGAAUCAGAUCAUUACUGCCAUGACUGAAAAUGCUGGGAUUGUUCUGCAAAUUGACAAUGCCAGACUGGCUGCUGAUGACUUCAGACUGAAGUAUGAGAACGAACUACAUCUCCGGCAGACAGUGGAGGCGGACACCAACGGCCUGCGGAAAGUCCUGGAUGACUUGACCACGACCCGUUCCGGCCUGGAGAUGCAGAUUGAGAGCCUCACCGAGGAGCUGGCCUACCUGAAGGAGAACCACGAGGAGGAAAUGAAGCGUGUGCAAUGAGGCUGCGGAGGGGAUGUGACGGUAGAAAUGAAUGCUGCCCCAGGAACAGACCUGACUAAGUUACUGAAUGACAUGAGGGCACAGUAUGAGGAGCUGGCUGAGCAGAACCGCCGGGAGGCCGAGGAGCAGUUCAAUAAGCAGAGUGCAUCACUGCAAGCACAGAUCUCUACUGAUGCGGGGGCAGCCAGUUCCGCCAAGAAUGAGAUAACAGAACUGAAACGUACUCUGCAAGCCCUGGAAAUCGAGCUGCAGUCCCAACUGGCCAUGAAAAGCUCUCUGGAAGGGACCUUGGCUGACACGGAGGCUGGCUACAUGGCUCAGCUGUCACAAAUUCAGAUACAGAUCAGCAGCCUGGAGGAGCAGAUCUGCCAGAUCUGGGGGGAGACUGAAUGCCAGAACGCAGAAUAUGAGCAGCUGCUGGACAUCAAGACCCGCCUAGAGAUGGAGAUUGAGACCUACCACCGCCUGCUUGAUGGCGAAGGAGGCAGUUCUGGUUUUGGAGGAUCUGAUUUUAGAAGCUUAGGAUCCAGAAACACAGGGUCCAGAAACAUGGGAUCCAGGGAUUCAUCCAUGUCUGGCGACUCAAGAUCCGGAAGCUGUUCUGUCCAAGGAAGAGAUCCAAGCAAGUCGAGAGUGACUAAGACCAUCAUAGAGGAGGUGGUGGACGGCAAAGUCGUCUCUUCCCAAGUCAGCAAUGUUUCUGAGGUGAAAAUUAAGUAAGCAAUUUCCAGGCCAACAAGUGUCUUUCAGAGAGAAAUCUAAAGGACACAAAUGAAGAUAUUGCAUCAAUCUAGCCAUCUUUCUGGAUGACUUCAGGGAAGAGUUUCCAUCCAGAAAUAGAUGACUGACCAAUUUUUCUGCAUCCUCUUCUUUUCUUAUUAGAAUGCUCUUGAAAAAGUUGAAAUGACGACUUUGCUCUAAUUGUUUCUAU
Messenger RNA from Camelus dromedarius (Arabian camel), 1820 nucleotides. It is a transcript of the gene KRT24, whose product is annotated as keratin 24. Gene Ontology annotation, cellular component: cytoskeleton. Gene Ontology annotation, biological process: intermediate filament organization; epithelial cell differentiation. Gene Ontology annotation, molecular function: structural molecule activity. Lineage: Eukaryota; Metazoa; Chordata; Mammalia; Artiodactyla; Camelidae. The record is from RefSeq and is a predicted model, not a curated record.